Messenger RNA from Chenopodium quinoa (quinoa), 1560 nucleotides. RefSeq lists its product as uncharacterized. The record is from RefSeq and is a predicted model, not a curated record. Gene Ontology annotation, biological process: DNA integration. The transcript has 5 exons. Gene Ontology annotation, molecular function: nucleic acid binding. NCBI's taxonomy places the organism in Eukaryota, Viridiplantae, Streptophyta, Magnoliopsida, Caryophyllales, Amaranthaceae. The coding region runs from base 1 to 1560 and encodes 519 amino acids.
AUGUCUAGUGUGAAAGAACUUACCACAAAUUUUGUCAAACUCAAGAAGUUUGACGGUGUGGAAUUUCAACGAUGGAAGAAGAAGAUGUAUUUUCUUCUUACAUCGUUGAAGGUUGCCUAUGUGAUUAGCACUCCUAGACCGAUUGAACAUGAGAAUGAAUCAAUGGAGGAUGUGCGUGAGAAAUCUAAAUGGGAUAAUGAUGACUUUAUAUGUCGGGGUCAUAUUCUCAAUGGGAUGGAGGAUGAUUUGUUCUAUGUGUAUCAACAUGUCGAGUCUGCUAAGGAGCUAUGGGAAUCAUUGGAGAGUAAGUACAUGGCGGAGGAUGCCUCAAGCAAGAAAUUUCUUGUAAGUAACUUUAAUGACUUUAAAUUUGUUGAUGGUAGAUCGAUUAUGGACCAGUUUCAUGAGAUACAACGUAUUUAUAGUAACUUGAAACAACAUGGUAUCAAUGUUGAUGAAUUGUUUGUUGUUUCGAGUAUUAUUGAUAAGCUGCCCAAUAGUUGGAAAGAUGUUAAGCAUGACUUAAAACACAAAAAGGAGGACAUAUCUUUGUCCAAUUUGGCUACCCAUCUUCAAAUUGAAGAAGGGAUAAGAGCCAUGGAGAAGGCUAAGGAUGGAAAUCCAAGCUCUUCAACCAUUAACGUGGUGGAGGAAGGCAAAUCUAGUGCUUCAACUAGUGGUAAGAGGAAAAAGUUUAAUUCCUCUAAGGGCAAGUCCAAGAAACAAAAGGACAACAACAAGUAUGCUUGUUGGGAAUGCGGCCCAACCCUGAAUAGACUUGGAUAUAGACUAGUUUUUGAAGCAGAUAGAUGUAUUAUAACUAAGGGUAGCACUUUUGUUGGACGUUGUUAUUUGUCUCAUGGUUUGUUUAAACUCUCUUUAAGAGAGAGAUUAGGUCAUGUGAAUUACAAUAAGUUGUCUUUUAUGUCUAAAUUAGAACUUAUUCCUCCAUGUGAUAUUGCUCUUGAUAAAUGUACUACUUGCAUGCUUAAUAAGAUCACUAGAACUCCUUUCAAGAAAGUUGAAAGAUGUUCUAAGAUCUUAGAAUUAGUUCAUAGUGAUUUGUGUGACUUUUAUAGUACACCUUCUUUGGGAAACAAAAGAUACAUAGUUACGUUUAUUGAUGAUUUUUCAAGAUUUUUCUAUGUGUAUCUUUUAUAUUCCAAAGAUGAAGCCUUGGUUAAAUUUGAUAUUUAUAAGAAAGAGGUUGAGGUGCAAGUAGAGUCUUUUAUUAAGAAAUUGAGAACCGAUAAGGGAGGAGAGUACUAUGAUCCUGCUUAUUUCCAAUCUUUGGAACAAAGUGACUAUGUUUCGAAACAUUCGAUUAUUGAGUCACGUGAUGCAAUUUUUGAUGAAAAUCAGUUUUCAUCAAUGAGUAGACCAAAGGAUCUACAAGUUAGUACCAAAGGAAAGGAAAUUGUUGAUUAUGAUGAUCAACAUGUUUCUCAUGAAGGUUCAUCUAAUAAUGAGGAUGAGACUCCUCAUAUUGUAGGCUUCAAGGUUGAAGCUGAGUGUGUGAGCAUUCCGGGAAUGCUGAGUGAAUCUAAGUCAGGGACUUAG